UUGUUUAAGGCUAUCGUAUCAAGCAGCCGCGGAACGGUAGAAGACUUCUUCCUGGCCGGCCGGAAUCUAGCGUGGUGGCUGACAGGCGCGUCCCUGUUUGCCUCCAACACCGGCACCGCCCACUUCAUGGGCCUGGCUGGGACCGCAGCGACGUCAGGGAUCGCCAUCGGGGCCUCCGAGUGGAAUGCUCCAUUUCUGCUCUGCGUUCUUGGCUGGGUAUUUUCUCCGAUUUACAUUAAGGCUGGGGUGGUGACAAUGCCGGAAUAUUUGAGGAAGCGGUUUGGUGGCUGCCGGAUCCAGAUCCUCCUCGCUGCUCUGCACUUAUUCCUCUACAUCUUCCACAAGAUCUCAGUGGAGAUCUGCACUGGGGCCAUGUUCAUGAGGCUGGUCCUGGGCUUGGAUGUUUACCUGGUCACCAUAGUCCUGCUGACAAUUACUGGUAUUUAUACCAUCACAGGUGGCUUCAUAGCCGUGGUGUAUACUGACAUCGUACAUGCUGGCGUUAUGAUUCUGGGGUCCGUCUUGCUAAUGGGCUUUGCCUUUAAAGAAGUGGGAGGAUACCAGGAGCUGCUGCGUAAAUACCCAAACACGAAGCCCAGCAUCACGCAGGAAGGAAACUGGACCGCCAACCCAGAGUGCUACCUCCCUCGCCAGGAUUCUUUCCACAUCUUCCGAGACCCCAUCACUGGAGACAUCCCCUGGCCUGGAGUCAUCUUUGGCCUCCCCAUCCUCUCCUUGUACUACUGGUGCACCGACCAGAUUUUUGUCCAACGGUGCCUGGCAGGGAAGAACAUGUCUCACGUGAAGGGCAGCUGUGUCCUGUGCGGGUACCUGAAGCUGCUGCCCAUGUUCACUGUUGUGAUGCCCGGAAUGAUCAGCCGCAUCCUGUACACAGACAAAGUGGCGUGUGCCACACCUUCCGAAUGUGAAAAGCACUGUGGCGCCAGAACUACUUGCAGCCCCAUCGCCUACCCCAUGCUGAUAGUAGGGCUGCUGCCCAAAGGUGCACGAGGCUUGAUGCUGUCCACACUGUGGGCCUCUCUCAUGUCCUCCCUGACUUCCAUCCUCAACAGUGCCAGCGCUGUGUUCACGCUGGACAUCUACACCCAGAUGCGGCCGAUGGCCACAGAGAAGGAGCUCAUGGUAACAGGAAGGUUUUUCGUUAUCAUCCUGCUCGCUCUCACCAGCACCUUGGUGCACAUUGUUCAGACGGCGCACAGCGAGCAGCUGUUCGACUACACGCAGGCUGUUAUGAGCUACCUGGUGCCGCCCAUUGCUGCCAUCUUCCUGCUUGCCGUAUUUUGCAAGAGAGUCACUGAGCAGGGUGCCUUCUGGGGGCUGAUCGGUGGACUCCUGAUUGGCUUCAUUCGAAUGGUGUCUGAGUUUGUCCAGGGACCCCAGACCUGCACAUCAGACAACAGCAAGUGCCCCCCGAUCAUCUGUAGAGUACACUACCUCUAUUUCGCCAUACUCCUCUUCCUGGUCAGCCUCUUCACCAUUCUGGGGAUCUCCUUGUUCACAGACCCCAUUCCGGAUAAACACCUCCACGGGAUCUGUUGGAGUUUACGAAAUAGCCCAGAGGAAAGAGUGGAUCUGGAUGCAGAAGUACUAGAGAAGAGACACGCGCUACGAGCACAGCCAGCUGUGUUCAAGGAGCCCCAGAGCUGCGUGUGGAAGGCUUUGGAUAUGUUCUGUGGCAUGGAGCCAAUGCCAGGUAGUAGACUGGCUCCAGAAGAGGUGGCCAUGGAGAGGAUGAAGAAGCUCAGUGACCUGUCUGAAGAGCCCGAGCUCAGUGACAUGUGGGAAGGGACGAAGCACCAGGACACCCUGGAAUCCCCAUUCUGGAGAAGAGUCAUCAACGUCAGCGGGUUGCUCUUGAUACUGGUCACAGUCCUGUGCUACAUCCUCUACCACUGAAGCCGCCGGGGCCCAGGGCCGCCUGGGGCGAGCAGGCAGACCGCUGCCUCUUCCAGACUCGCUCGCCUUUGAGGGGAGGAGGUGUUUCCUACCGGGAGACCCACGUUUGUGGGACCAAGGACCACACUAGUGAAAACGCUCCCUCAUUGUCCCUCACCAAGUGCCACCAGCUGCAGGGCGUGUGUGCUGAGGGGCAGAGCGAAGUCCGUUCGCGUUGCAGAGACUAUGCAAAUGAGAACAUCUGUUCCUUUACAAAAUGAGUCAUUUUCUCCAAAUGACUCUACUGCGUAAACACUGACUUUCACUUUAAAUUGAAUUUUGGCUUUUUAUCUCUGGAUGUUCCGGGGAUUUUCACUUGUGUUUACUGUCACCAUUUCUUUCCACACCCAGCCUUCGUUUGCCCUGUCCCCCCCUCCUUCUUCAGUGUGUGCCCCUGCUGGCAAAGGUGCCAUGCAGUGUAAGCGCCACCCUCGUGCUGGGUUUCCUACCCCAGGUGUUGUGCCCACUGACGGCCACACAGACCAGCUGGAGCCAAAUCCACCUGUGGAAGGAAACGUGGGCUCCUGCAGGCCAGCGGGGGCGGAGGGGCUGAGGCGGUCUGCGCUUAGGGAGCAGGCUGCACCCCCCUCAGCACUCCCUGCUGCUGCCUUGCCAAGCCCCUCCCAGUCCCUCCCCAUCUGCAAGCCCUUGGGAUGUUAUUGGGGUUGGGUCCAAGGGUUCGUUUCCCCUUCACUGUCAAACACAGGCUACUCCUGGGCAGUGUUUCUAUAGGUCCCCCUCCUAAUUCUUCUUGGACCAAAAUAAAUGAUUUGUGUCUUUAGAAAAAGUUUUGAGUGCCUUGAAGUAAUUCGGGAAGACCCACC
Phyllostomus discolor (pale spear-nosed bat) is the source of this 2780-nucleotide messenger RNA. RefSeq names its product sodium/glucose cotransporter 1-like. Bases 127 to 1917 code for a protein of 596 amino acids. Lineage: Eukaryota; Metazoa; Chordata; Mammalia; Chiroptera; Phyllostomidae. Gene Ontology annotation, molecular function: D-glucose:sodium symporter activity. The transcript has 14 exons. Gene Ontology annotation, cellular component: plasma membrane. Gene Ontology annotation, biological process: transmembrane transport; sodium ion transport. The record is from RefSeq and is a predicted model, not a curated record.